UUUGUGCCAGUUUACAACGAAUAACUGCUAACGUUCCUCAUUUACUUUGACUUUGAAAGUGGUAUUGGCGAAGGUCUUUGGUAUUUGGUUAAAUAUUGGUUCAUUUUCAAAAGCCGUUGUUCCGUUUUCAAUAACAACGACUGAGUGCCUAACGUUGAAGAAAUGUAACUUCCGCAUCCGUGACUUUCGCGGGUCAGCACAAAAAACCUCUCGAAUGCUGAAUUUAGCAUCCUCCUUCUUGACAGUUUUCAGACGCCGAGGAAAUUGUCUUAAUUCAUCUGUCGACAACUAGCUUCACAGUUUAAGUUUAAAGGACCCCUGCGUGUUCUCACGGCAGAGCAACAAGUAACUUAAUGCGCUGCCAGCAAAACAACUUGUUGAGUCGGGCAUGUCGCUGCUGACCGCGGUGGAGGAUGCUAUCGGAGCAUGUAAAGCCGAACAAGUCAAGCUGAACGCCAGCAUUCAUCUGUACAGGACGAUAUUACAGAGCCUGACACCAGAGACAAAGAAUGUUCUCGAAGAUGCAGAUUUUUUGGAUGCUGCUGCUACAGACUCAGAUAUUCCACCAGGGGAGAAAGAGGAAAUAGAGUUACUGGAACAAGCACUGGAGAAAGCUCUUUGGAUCCGCACUGGUACAGGACUUUCUAAAAGAAAACCUGACAGAAAUGGACCCACUCAGCCUCACAAUGAACCAGGUGGCGCCGUUGUCAGACCCAAGGAGGGCACUCAGGCCAAGGUGGCCUCUAAAGGCAAUCAGACAACCAUUAGAUCAACUUUCAAAUCCACCAGCAUUGACAAAAAAGAGCCACAGAAGCCUUCCUCUGUGCUGCAUUCAAGAACUACCACUGGUCACCAUCCCAGACAGCACAAACCUGGAGUCAACAGCAAGUUGAUGCAGAAACAGCCUGUCUCAUUAGCUAAGGUGGUGCCUUUCCAGGCAGCUAAGAAAGUACAUCAGACUGUCUCUAACGCUCCUGAACAGGGUCAGCUACACACCUCAGGUGCCCAAUCUAAGUAUGAGGCCAUUCAAAGCAGGCAGAUGAAUGGUGGGGAUGUGGGCAAUACAUCCAGGCCCUCUCCUAAGAAUCCAUUGUCUGCUUCACAAGCAGAGGAGACUGGAGCUCAGAGUUCACCUCAACAGAAUGAGAUACUCUCUGAACAGAUAGCAAAAUGGACGUCUCUGAGGAGCAAGCAAAACAGGUUGUGGGACAAAGCACUUACUUUACAAAUGAAGCCUGUGCCAGCAAGGAAUCACUUCAUGGAGAGAAUGAGAGCUACGUUUCCCAAGGAUUGGCCUUGUGGCAGCCCAGAUCAGACCAGGGCUCUGGUGAAUAAGCUGACCCACCAGGGGCAAGACCUGACCCGGUCCUACCAGACCAUGCAGGUUCUGGCCAAACAGGGCUUGGCAGGAGGCAACGAGCAAGGUGGUAGGGAAAACAAAUCUGAAUCUCAUCUGACUCUUGAAAACCUGGAGAUGAUGGCAGUAGAGCUCCAAAAACAUGCAGACCAAGUGAAACAAGAGUGGGAAGCAUGGGAUCGAUGGAGGCCAGAGGGAGGAUGUCUUUGCCCUGUCGAGGCACAUGGUCAGUGGGGAGAUGGGACGAUGGCACCCCUGAUAUCCACUGUGACUUACAAAACAGAGGCCGAGCUGAGAGAGCUGGAGAAGCUGAGGAUGAGGGUUGCACUUUUACAACAAGAGCUAUGCAUACAACAGGCUCUGUCAGACAUCCUAUCCCCUCAGCUCUCAACUGUGGUCGAGGGCCCUGGAUGUCAUAGCCCCAGUGUGCUAAGAGAUCUCUAUUCCUUGCUGGGAGAAGGAGGGGAGCAGUUCCCUGCCUUGGUCUUGGAUACUGAACCUGGCUAAUUACAGAGCAUAUUAUCUUCAUCCCUGAAUCUAAGAAUAUGGACUUAACGGACAGACCUAUUUCUGUUUACUGUAUUAAUCUCUGUUUAUUCAGUGACUUGUGAUUAAUUUUUAGUCUUCCUGCCUGGAAAACCAAGUUAGAGAGUGUGUUUUGUUGUAUUUAUCUUUCUUUAAUGCUGUCUCAGAGUUUGAAGCCCCUUUGUUUCAAUUAAUGAAUGUUUAUUUCAUUCAGUUACCCAGAUAUUACAUAUCUGCACAUGACCAAAUAGACUUCAGUCUUUACAUGUUUACAAUUGCUUUUGGCCUUCUCUUUGACAAAGUAAUUGCCUGUGAUCAACUUUUCAUGGACAUUUCUUACUUUUCACUUUAUUAAAUUACAUGUUUAUUCUUAUCUAUUUAAUUAUUUUCCUAAUAAAUAAUUACUUACCCAGAAUACAGCUGAAAAAAACUUAAUUGGUGCCACUGGUGGAUCUCCUGCAAUACUGACCGUACCAGCAGGUGGCACUCAUCUUACAGAGGAAGGAGUUUGAAAUUCACCAGCAGCUGGCUAAUGUUAAUUACUUGACGGAUUACUGUUAAUUUCCAAAUGAAUAAGGAGGAGAAAAAUCUCAUUUGGCUUCAAUCUGUGUGUGAAUAAAAUACCUUGAACUAAAAUACUUGGAAAAUAGACUGGGGCAGUUGUGUUAUUUAUGCUUUUUGUAGUGGUUAAUCAUCUGUGAGCUGUUGAGCUGUUGGCCUGCUUUUCUGUGGAUUCUUGUGAUUUGAAAGAACUGGAGGUUUUCCACUCUGUG
Messenger RNA from Myripristis murdjan (pinecone soldierfish), 2655 nucleotides. RefSeq names its product tubulin epsilon and delta complex 2 (gene tedc2). The coding region runs from base 389 to 1864 and encodes 491 amino acids. Lineage: Eukaryota; Metazoa; Chordata; Actinopteri; Holocentriformes; Holocentridae. The transcript has 9 exons. The record is from RefSeq and is a predicted model, not a curated record.